CCACGAGCCCAGAACCCCUUCGCGGCCCGCCAAGCCCAGCAUGCGCACUACUUAAACGUCGCACCAUCUCCUCCUCCGCACCCACGCCGCCGCCGCAACCCUAGAACCUCCUCGCGCACUGCCUCUGCCGGGCGCCUCCCCACCUUGCCGCAACCAUGACGUUCAAGCGGAGGAACGGCGGGCGCAACAAGCACGGCCGCGGCCACGUCAAGUACAUCCGGUGCUCCAACUGCGCCAAGUGCUGCCCCAAGGACAAGGCUAUCAAGCGUUUCUUGGUCAGGAACAUUGUUGAGCAGGCUGCAGUCAGAGAUGUGCAGGAGGCUUGCGUGCAUGAUGGAUAUGUUCUUCCCAAGCUGUACGCCAAGGUGCACCACUGUGUCUCUUGCGCCAUCCAUGCUCACAUUGUCCGUGUCCGCUCCCGUGAGAACAGGAGGAACCGUGAGCCUCCGCAGCGGUUCAGGCGCAGGGAUGACGGCCCCAGGCCUGGACAGGGAGGCCCUCCCCGUGCUGGCGGCCCUGGUGGACCAGGUGGUGCCCCUGCUGGUGCUGUUCCUGGUGCUGCUCCUGCUCCCCGCGUGUAGCUGUAGUCUAGAUUGGGAAUGCUCUGCUUCCCGUCUGCUGCCCUAGUUCCUGUCUCUGGAUAUUGAUCUACUAUGUUUUUGCUGUAAUCGGUCGUACUGAAAGUUUGUCAAGCACAAUCUGUGAUCAGGUUUAUUUUCAUUGCUACCUAUAAUAUGAGAUGAAAACUGUUGGUUCG
Molecule: messenger RNA, 757 nt
Organism: Lolium perenne
Lineage: Eukaryota; Viridiplantae; Streptophyta; Magnoliopsida; Poales; Poaceae
Product: small ribosomal subunit protein eS26
Biological process (GO): translation
Cellular component (GO): cytosolic small ribosomal subunit; ribosome
Molecular function (GO): mRNA binding; structural constituent of ribosome
Source: RefSeq, a predicted model, not a curated record